AUGUGGUCGUCUUCCGCGACGCACAAAUCAGGUGAGGACCGUCCCCAGACACGAGACACAUUGCCCGCUGCUGGUGUUUUAAAUUGCGUUUCGCCGCAGGAGUUGUACAGGUGUGUGACGGAGGAGUACCACCGGAGUGGAAUCGCUGUCGAGCAGGAGCGCGGCCGUAUUGCGGCAAUCGUGCAGGCAACUUUACCAAACAGUGUGUCUCGGGCGGCCGCGCCGCCACGCGGCAUCUUUGCGGAUCGGAUGCAGCGAGACGAAUUGGCGGAUUUGGAGGGCAUGUCCAGUGUGGCUCAAAAGCUGUCGUUCCUGACGCAGAAUCCGGUAAUCUCUGCUAUGGAGCUUCGCAUGGCGGAUCGACAUUGCCUCGACGCGACUCGCACCCUGGAGGGCCUGACUAAACCUCCUCUAAUGUGA
This is a messenger RNA of Leptomonas pyrrhocoris, 420 nucleotides long. RefSeq lists its product as hypothetical. The coding region runs from base 1 to 420 and encodes 139 amino acids. The record is from RefSeq and is a predicted model, not a curated record. NCBI's taxonomy places the organism in Eukaryota, Euglenozoa, Kinetoplastea, Trypanosomatida, Trypanosomatidae. The transcript has a single exon.